UAGGGUUGUUUCGUUCGCAGAAAGUAGCAGCUCGGCUCUAUUCAAUUCCCACUAGGACACUGAAACCCGAUACAAAACCCACUCUCACACAGAGAGAAUCCUUUCUCGUUCACCUAUUUUUCCAAUUAGAGACUUGGCUGAUACUCAAUAGCUGCGAUGUGCAUUGAUUUCUAUGGGCUAUAGAUAUAAUUGAUAUUAUAUCUAUUGAUUUUUUUUUAAAGAAGAAUCACUGGCCAUGGCUCUCCCCCUCGGCAAGUUAACCAUCCUUGUUGGUGCAGGUAUUAUUGGCUCAGUUCUUGCAAAAGAGGGGCGCUUGCCAAAUGUGUCUGAUUUGGUUUCAGGUGCAUUCAAGAUUGCUUUUAAGCAAAUUAGACAAGAUGAUUCUACCUCAUCAAUUGGCAAGCCACAUAAUGAUUCUUUGAUGGCUCAGGUUAACAGUCUUCGGCAGGAGCUGCAAAUGUUAGCAUCAAACAGAUCAGUUACAAUUGUAACUGCAAGCGGGACAGGUGCAGGUGCAAGUAAAUAUGGUAUAAUUGUUGUCGUGGGUGUAUUUGGAUAUGGCUAUGUUUGGUGGAAGGGCUGGAAACUUCCAGACAUGAUGUUUGCAACAAGACGAGGUUUAUCCGAUGCUUGCACUUCUAUAGCCCAACAACUUGAAAAUGUUUAUGCAUCAAUCAGAAGUACCAGGAGGCAAUUAUCUUCAAAUAUUGAUCGCGUGGAUUCUAAUUUGAAUGAGGUUGCUGUACUUACUGCUAAUACACAAGAAAAGGUUACUGAACUGUUGGAAGAUUCGGAAAGGAUUGGUCAUGACGUUCGAUACGUUCGUGAUGCUGUUGAAACAUUGGAACUAAAAAUCAGUAGAAUAGAAGGGAAGCAGGAAAUGACAAACCUUGGAGUAAAGAAGUUGGUUGACUAUGCCUACAAUUUGGAAAAUAACUUACUUGAAGAGAAUACUCAGGCCUCAUCAUCCAGUUCACGAAUUACAUUCUCAUCAAAGAUGGGCUGCUCUUUGCUGCCUCCCUCAAGUGAACCAACUUCUCCAUCUGUUUCCAGUGGAUCUCUGGAGGUUCAAAGACCCCUCCACAGAGCUGCCUCGGUAACCCUGCAGCAGAGUAAUGGGAUUUCAGCAGCAGUCGGGGUUUCAAGCAAUCCUGGGAUUUCAGAUGGUAUCCGUGCUCUAGAGGAAACAAAUAAUGGCUCUUCAAGUUGGUUAAGACCAACAUUUUUUCGGAGAACAUGCAGUGCAGCAAAUGCAGUAGUACAAAAAACAAGUUCAAGCAGACAGAAAUCUUGAUGAGAUUUUAGAACUUAAAUUUUAUGCGGUAAUUAGUCAUACAUUAGGACGUCUUCCAGGGCUAGUUGUUUCUGGCUUCAGUACCUUCGCAUGAAUAUAGAUACCAGACUGGUACCUAAUUUUGUGGAGAUAUUUAUGAUAUGAGUUUGCUCAGUAUCAUUCUUAGCACAUGUAUAAUGUGGUGCGUUUUGGGUCUCAGAAGAGGGAAAGAGAGGAAAACAAGUUGCACCUUAGUGGUUAUUAAUAUUAAGACAAUUAGGUUGUCUACUAGGAUAAUCUCCAUCAAUAGAAUAAACUCACUGCUAUUCAAGUA
This is a messenger RNA of Hevea brasiliensis (rubber tree), 1607 nucleotides long. RefSeq lists its product as uncharacterized. The transcript is spliced from 14 exons. Lineage: Eukaryota; Viridiplantae; Streptophyta; Magnoliopsida; Malpighiales; Euphorbiaceae. The record is from RefSeq and is a predicted model, not a curated record. Bases 236 to 1294 code for a protein of 352 amino acids.